AUGGAGGUGAAACAUAGAUGUAAUCAGAUACUUGAACUCGGAUUUCCUUUAGGUGGAAUUGCCAAGCUGUUUGCUCAAGAAUGGGAGGGUGAUGUAACUGUUGUUAUGCCUGCAACUCUUGCUCAGUACUCGAAAAUUAUACAGAAUCCUUCAUAUAUGGAACUUCAGAAGGCAAACAACCAAGGGAGAAGAUGCACCUGGGAGAAGCUUUCGGCCAUAAAAGCUAAUUGCGGAAUUGAGCUUGCUCUUGAUGAGUGUGUUGUAAUGCUCAAUCAUAUGAGAAGACUCAAACGAAGUGCUGUAAGAGCGGCAGCUGCUGUUUCUUCUCAAGGUCCCAGUUUUCCCCCUGCUGUCAAGUUCUGUGGUGCAAGAAGAAUUCCUUCAUGGAAUGUUAUUGCACGAGAAAAUUCAACAGGAUCCCUUGAAGAUCUUAUUCUAGGCGCUAACGGUCCCAAUGAAACCUCCGGUAAAAAUUGGAAGUCCAACCGUAGCGCAUAUGAUGGAAGUGACUGUGAAUCUGAAUGUAGUGACUCAAAUUCUUGGACAAGAACUGGGGGGCCUUUAAUGAGAACUACUUCGUCCAAUCUGUUCAUUGACUUCGUCCAGCACUUAGAAAUUGAUAUUGAACCUAGUACAAGCAUGCCGGGUCGUACUACGCCUCACGAUUUUCAAUAUCACAGUCCCAGGGUGACAACACCGGAUAGGAGCUCCUCAGAAUCCGACCAGAGGGAAAACGGCAACAAGGUUUUCACGAAUGGAUCUAGCAUAAUGGUAACUGAAGGCGAUCUUUUGCAGCCUGAAAGGAUCCAUAAUGGGAUUGUGUUCAAUGUUAUCAAGAAAGAAGACUUGUCACCUUCAAGUAGGAGUCAUGAUAGUUUUAGCAAUGAAGUCGCCGAGUCUGUCCAAAUUUAUUGUCCAGGGAAGGAGAUGGACACUGCUAGCACAGUUUCUGAUUCCGAAAAUGGCGACAAUGAAACAAUUACCCUAGACAACAACUCCGAAGUUGAUUCCAGUGCCGAUUUGGGUAAGGAUAAAACCGUUGCUGACCGUUAA
Messenger RNA from Arachis ipaensis, 1053 nucleotides. The record is from RefSeq and is a predicted model, not a curated record. NCBI's taxonomy places the organism in Eukaryota, Viridiplantae, Streptophyta, Magnoliopsida, Fabales, Fabaceae.